GUUUAACGGAAGUAAACAACCUUGACGAGAGCAGGAAAUUUCCUCCGAUUUUUCAGUGAAGUUUUGAGAUUUAAGAAAACGCAUUUAGUUUUCGGGUUUUAUAGUCUUUAAAACACAGGAAAAAAUGGAUAUCGAAUACGCCUAUCAAAAGGAACGUCGCGAGUUCGGAAGGCAGUGUCUGUUUUCCGAUAAGAACAAGGUUGAGUUCUCUGAACCCGCCAAUCAUGAGUUUUUCAAGGAAUACAUCCUGCGGGAUCCGGUCGACGUCGGGACGCAAUAUAGCCAUCAGAUGGCGCUGAGUGAGGUCAAUACCGAAAGCGCCGAGUAUGAGAAUCGUGGGAUAUUGCACUCCGAGGGUGGAUGGCCUAAGGAUGUGAACUACUUGGACCCCGAGCAAACUGUCCGGUAUCGACGAAAGAUUGAGAAGGACGAGAAUUACGUUAGCCAGCUGACGUCCAUGAUGAAACCGAUGGAACAUUGUAUCUAUCAGAACAAUGCUGUGAACAUAUAUGAAAAUUAUUUUGAGGGCUUAGACCCAGCCCCACUGAUGGAGAAGAGUAGUUCGAGAACCUUGAACGUCUACCGGGAUCCCUCCAUAUACAAACAACCCGUAACUCAUUUGUCCUGGUCACCGGAUGGUGGCUCGAAGAUUGCCGUGUCUCAUUGUAAUUUGAACUUUCAAGAAACAUCUGGCAAAGCGGUCUGCUCGUAUAUCUGGGAAACCGAGAACCCCAACGCCCCAUUGUUGAGAUUCACUCCCCAUAGUUCCAUCAUUUGUCUCGAAUACAAUCAAAAGGAUCCCACCACGCUGGUGAGUGGCAUGUACAACGGUCAGGUUGCCGCAUGGGAUACCAGAAACGUAAAGGCUCCAGUUAUGAUCAGCGAACGAGAACACUCGCACAGGGCUUCGGUAAACUCAACCCUAUGGAUCAACUCCAAGAGUGGUACGGAGUUUUUCUCCGGUUCUUCGGACAGCCAAGUCAUGUGGUGGGACAUUAGGAAGUUGUCGCAACCCAUCGAUACGCUUUUGAUGGAUCCAAUCAAGUCGGACGAACAGGAUCUUUCACGUUCUUAUGGUGUCAGUUGCUUGGAGUAUGAAACUUCAAUUCCCACCAGAUUCAUGUGUGGAACAGAACAAGGGAUGCUGUUUUCAUGCAAUCGCAAGGGCAAAUCACCUUCAGAGAAGAUUGUCUAUCGGCUUCCAUGCCACACCGGACCGAUUUACUCCCUCACACGUAACCCGGCAUUCGUCAAGAACUUCCUCACGGUGGGCGAUUGGAUUGCUCGCAUUUGGUCGGAAGAUUGCCGCGAAAGUUCCAUAAUUUGGACCAAACAUCACUCGGUAAUGCUGACGGAUGGCGUUUGGAAUCCCACGCGCUACUCGAUAUUCUACAUUAGCCGCGUGGAUGGCGUGUUGGACGCAUGGGACUUGCUACAGCAGCAAAGCGAUCCCAUUCUGAGCAUCAAAGUUUGUGACGAGAGUUUGAGGUGCUUGCGUGCUCACGAGGGUGGCUAUCUGGUUGGGGCUGGUAGCAUUAAGGGAGCUACCUUCCUGCUGGAAAUGUCCGACAAUAUGACGUCCAUCAAAAAUGAUAAACCGUUAUUGACAGCGAUGUUGGAACGUGAAAAUCGGCGCGAAAAAAUACUGGAAGCGAAAUCACGCGAAAUGAAACUCAAAGUGCGAAGUUUGCACCGCCAGGAGGAUACCGUCGACGACAAACCGAAGCUAUUCCAGUGCAAAUCUGCUUGUGAGGCUGCUGAACAGGAGUUUCUUCAAACACUCGAGAGAGAAAGGAAAGCACGUGUUCCAGAAGAAUACGAUCAAGACUACGAUCCACGAAAAAUAGCCCAAGAAGAGCUGAUGGAGGAAGGCCGAUCAGAUGAGGAAAUGCUCGGAUAAAACAAUCAAUUAAAAUUUUAUCAUGUAGUUUUAUAGUACAUAUUACAUGCUUUCUAAUAAUAUCAAUUGUAAACUGAGGUGACUGCUACGGCAUUUAAUCGACAAAUAAAGACAAUUUAUAUCUGA
Molecule: messenger RNA, 2026 nt
Organism: Aedes aegypti (yellow fever mosquito)
Lineage: Eukaryota; Metazoa; Arthropoda; Insecta; Diptera; Culicidae
Gene: Dnai2
Product: dynein intermediate chain 3, ciliary
Exons: 5
Coding region: 125-1900 (591 amino acids)
Biological process (GO): outer dynein arm assembly; cilium movement
Cellular component (GO): outer dynein arm
Molecular function (GO): dynein light chain binding; dynein heavy chain binding
Source: RefSeq, a predicted model, not a curated record